UUACGCCGUUCACGUCUGAUAAGAGCAUAGAGACGUUUGCUGAUCCGACGUCUGCAUCAUAAUUCACACAGCCACACGCUGGGGGCCGGAAAGUGCCCACUCCUCUGUCCCGUGCCUGCCCGUGGCGCCCUCGUCCUUAGGACGGCUCCAGAGCCCCCACCCAGCAGCGAAGGACAGCCGUGCCGGCACCUAGCUGACAAGGCCAGCCUGCCUGGGUGCAGGCAGCCUGUCUCCAGCCCUCGUGCCCUCCAGCUCCUGUCCCCAAGCCGAGUAUGGCUGCCCAGGGCUGUCUGGCUGCUGCCGGGAUCUGCUUCCCACGUGGCCCCUCUUGUGUUGUUAGGGCCCAGGCGUGUGAUGGAGCUACAUUUGUCUGCACGCCUUGGUCAUGAGCAAAGCUUGGCUUCUUGGCAACCAUUAGGGAAAGGCCCCAGCAGCUCCUUGGCCCCUUUUCCAGCUCAGCACAUCUGCUAGGCCUCCUUCCAGCCCGGGAGGGUGUAGACCUAUGCCCCUGGAGCCGUGGUGGGGCUCAUUCGGGGGAAGGGGCAGGAAGGAGACAGGGUAGGGUAGCGACUGGCCAGCCCAUGGCCCCUCAGACCCAGGUCACUGGACCAGCUCUGUUUCCAGCCCCAAAGCAGCCAAGUCGUUCAAUGCAAACGAGGCCUGGACAUUUGGGUCGACCUUGGCUUAGGAGCUCGGGUGCCUACAAGUGGGGCUGUGGUUGCCGUCGGCCCCCAGAGGGAGGCCAGUCAUGUGGUGAAUGCCAGGCUGCUCAGUUUGGUCUUGAGUUUAAGUGCAGACAGCGUUUUGGGUAUUUCACGUGGUAAGUGGAGAUAAUUUGGAAGCUAUCUUCCAGAGUCUGCAGAGAAGAAAGAGAACGAGUCUCGGUAUGUGGUUAGCGACCCUUGUGUCUGAGUGUAGGCCUGACGUCCCACUGCGGGCCACACAGCGAGCUGCAGGGCCUGGAGACCCCCAACCCCCCCCCCCCCCCCCCACUGCCCCAGAGCUCUGUUUCUUUCCUGCCCUUUCCUGCAACAACAGUUUGGGGCCUACUGGGGUGUGGGGUUUUCCCACCAGGCCCUGCAGAGGCCCCACCGCGCCAGGGCACGAGCGAUAGAAUUGGGUCACGUGUUUGAUGCGUAGGACCAUAAGGGCACUUUAACAGAAAGGAAGUCAGCGUUGUCCCUCACUCCCUCUGGGCUCCCAUUUCUCCUCCUGCCUUUUCCCAUAAGUCAGCUGGAACGUGUGUGAGCGCAGGAAAGUGCUCGGAACCUGCUGUCUCCCACCCCUGUCGCCUCGGCGGCUUGGAGAUGGGAGCACCCAGGCCUGAUGCUGUUCCUGCUGAGGAGUUUACGUCUGUAGGAAGUAACACUGUGAAUGUAAAGUUUGGAACUGUUCCCCUUAGAGUCCAUGCCACUGGGCUCGCCUGAAGUGUAACUGGCUUUGCCUUGAUUGCCAUGAAAUAGUCGGUUCUUAACAGGGGCCCGGAGCCCGGCUCUGGCCACAGGUGCCACCCAAGAGACGGGCCUGUGUGCUCGGGAGAUGGAGAGGAGUCAGUGAGUGAAGUCCUUUUGGCCACGGGUGAGUGUGUAUGUGUGUGCAUAUGUGCGAGUCUGUAAUUCUGUGUGUAUCGCAAUACGCAGAUGUGCAAGGCUACGAGAUUGGCCGCGUAAGGUCUUUGUAGAAGUUCUAUUUCUCAGACGUGCCCUGUGGAGUUGGCUGCGUUGACGGAGGUGUCUGGGAGCGGUGUCAUUGCUCGUUAAAAUCCUGCUGAGGAAAGGGUCCACCUGGCCAGCUCUCUGCACAAGAAGUUAGGACUUUAUCAGCUUACUAGAAGUCUAUAGCAAGCAGCGAUCAUAUCAUCAAUCCAAAUUUUGUUGAAAAUACCAAUUUGGCAGGUUUGUGGGGAGUGGGGGGGGGGGGCUGUUUUUGUUUUCCUGCUGAUAAUAUCAGGAUGGACUUGAACGAAACCAGGGCAGAAUUGUUUGGCAAUGCACUUAAGCGUGUCUUCUCCAGAAACGUGCCUCCCUCCCCCACCGCCCCACUGAGGGCUGCAGGUGACCCCCGGCUGCCAGAGCCCGCGCCUCCUGCCCCAUCACGUUUUUGUCAGCAAAUGGAUCCUUCACAGAGGAUGAACGAGGCUGACCCCUUCAGACACCCGGAGGGCAGCGUCACGAGGCCUUGCCUCUUAAAGGACCCCCGCCGCACCCAGGCACCCCUCCGUUGCCGGCUGUCACUUCCAAGUCCCCAGGGCCGGGGGCGGCUUCUCCCGGGCAGCCGCGGUGAGCCCUGUUGCUGGUUCCAUCGGAACGGACUCUGAACAGCGGUAACUGCUCUCGGCCAUCGUGCAGGCAAUGCUUCCUUCUGCGGCGGCUGCAGGGGGCUCUGUGGUUUGGGGGGAGUGGAAUCCAUUUCCUCUCAAUGCCACGAGCGUCCUUCCUAGCAUACAUCCUCGCUUUGGUGUUUGUCCUUCCCUCUGUGGUGAGCCCUCGAAGCCAUGGCUACCGACCAGGGGGACAGUGGGGCAGUUCUGUCUAUGGGGCAAUGGGCAGGGGCAGGGGAGCGGUGUGAGAGCCUCCCGGCCCCUCUGGCAAGCUCAGGAGGGCUCAGCUGGUGCUGCCGGCCCGGGCGCGGCCUCAGCGGGGAGUGGGCCGCUCAGACGGCGGUGACCCGUGAAAGUGGCCUGGAGGGGUCAGGGGUCCCGUUCCCCUGUGCACCUGUCACUUCUUGGCGUCGAAGGAACCCCCUCCCCCCAAGCGCUUCUGGGAGCACCUGGCCCUGGACAGUCACUGCCGUUUCCUGGUGCAGACUGGGUGGCGGCCACUGGCGCUGGAGGACCGUGGCCUCGUCGACCGGCAGCAAGUGGCUUGGCUCUGGGCGAAGCAGGGCCGCCUGUCCGUGCACGCUGCCUCGUGCUCGCGGGUGUGAGCCCGAGACGCCCCGCCACCUCCGUCCCCGCCUGCUGGGAGCCAGCGAGGCUGUGAGGGGCACGUCCCGGAGCCCUGGCCUGGACCUGACCGUCCGCUCCCAAGAGGAGAGGGAAGGACUGACAAGCGACGUGUGUUUAAGUUUUUUAAACUUCCGCGAACAUUGUGUAUCUGAAUUAAAGGGAAAUGACACCACACGCUGCUGUACGAGGCGUGCUUGCUUGUGGAGAGCCUCUCCGGGGAGGCGGGGUGGCCGCCACACUGGCCCGCGCCCGGGGAGGGGGGGCUGGGCACGUCCCAGGAGGUCCCCACAGACAUGAGCUGCUGGGGUGAAGGGUGCCGGGGCCUUGGAGGGUGGUGAGGGCAGCCCAGGGCUGGAGUGCUCACAGGGGGCCGUGCCUCGGCCUCGGGUCUCCCCCACGCCCCGCGGGCUCCUGGGCUCCUGGUGCACGCGUUUGAGUGUGUGAGUUGUUCUGGCUUCAAGGACUCGCCGCCCCCCAAAGGCUUGCCUAGUCAGCAGAAUGGGGCACCGUCCUCCUUAGCCCUGGUUCGGCCCCUCCUUGGGAGCCGUGGCGAGUCGGUGUCUGGUAAUGUUGGGGUGCAGCUGCUUUACCCGGCAGCCUGCACAGACAGCACCCCUAGUGCCAUGGGUUCCCGUCCGUUGGGGGGAGUGGCCCGCCCGGUCCCUCAGCAGGGCGGCCUCGGAGCCCACGCCGUGGCCGGUGCCAGAUAAGUGCGCUCGCGCAGCUUGGCCCCUGCCCCUGGGCUGCAGCUGUGUGACCGGGCACAUGGGCUUCCGGCUUCCGGGGCUGUGCAGCAGCUCUGUGCACGGGCCCUCGGGUGCCACAGGACCCCCUGUCCCUGCACAGGGCUGGGCCUUCGUCCUCACGUCAGGUGUUCUAGACAUUUGAUGGGGGUGACUUCAUCUCCCCAAAUUUGUCUCCUCUGUGAUGCAAUUCCAGGGCCUCUGAUGGUACCUCGGAGCGACCAAGGCUGUGUCCCCCUUCCUGGUCCCAGCACGGACAGCCAGACCCUGCCUGGCGCGCCUGAGCACACGUGGUCUCCCUGUCACUUCCAGAAAGAAAAGGGCCCAGAGCCCCUGCUGCUCAUGUCCCCCGCUCGCCCUCCUGCCGCUACGGCAGAGGGACCCUCAGGAGAGGGUACUGCUGGAUACCCAGCCCCCGGCCCUCUGCCUCCCCAUCCCACAGAGAUUGAGGGUCCCCGCAGGCCAUGCAGCUGUGCCAAGGUAUGGAGCCCCUCCCCAGCAAGGACAGACAGGGCCCUCCCACCUAGCUCGUGCUUGUCCUCGGAGGCCCGACCUCAGGGCUCUGCUUCCGGAAGCUCUGGGGGUUUCCCGUGCCCAUUGACACCUGAGAAGACAUUUGGAGUCCAGCCUUUCACCCUGACUCCCCUGGACGUGCUGGCUGGAGGGGAGGUGAGAGGUGUAGACACCUCCUCUGGGGCCACCAGUUUGCCAGGGCCCUGAGCACAGAGUGAUGUCCACAGGCCGGCAGCUGCCCCCUGGAGGCAGGGGCCUCGGCUAGCCUGAGGGUCCCCAGCCCAGGGGCCCUGGGGCAGCAGCUCUUCCUGAGGAGUGUUUACCAUCACCAGUCAGCCUCUGCCCUCUCCAGAAGCUGCAAGGCCACGCACGUGGUAGGGAGCAUUCUCCAGGCACACGGCGGUUUGCAUUGGCUAUGUCCUGUGUGCCCUGCUGAGGACCAUAGGCACGGGAGGGGUGGCAGGUGUCCUUUACCUCUCCCUUGGGCCUCCCCCCACGUGCUGGGCCAGGGCCAGGGCCAGGGGCAGCCCCUGGAGCUGUGGUUGCAGAAAGGCCCUCCGGUGGGGCUGAGAGCUGGCACUAGGGCCCUGGGAUCAGGUCCUUUGCCUGAGGACUGCGGGCUUUCUGGGGGACCUUUCAGUCACUCAUUCACGCUGCAGACAUCCCGAGCACAUCGUGCCAGGCACCCAGGCCCAGAGGAGUACAGCAGCCCUGAGCCUUCCUGGGGGGUGCUGCGUGGGCCCGGAGAGGAAGGGGCUCCUACGGGGAGCUGAUGGGGUCCAGGUCUUGAACCAAGAGCCCACUGAAGGGACAAGGGGCCCUUCCGAGUGCCCACACAUGUCCCUGCUGCCCUUCCACCUGAGGGCCUGGGCGGAGAUUCAGGGACACCUCCCCACCCCCACCUCCGCGCUCCAGGCUCAGCUGUCCCAAUCUGGGGUGGCUUGGAGUGAGACUUUUCUCUCCGUGGUCAGGUCAGAGGAGGACCCUCUGUUAGCCAUGGUGAUUUUCAGCCUGAACUACGUGAGUCCCUCCCCCCCGGUUUAGGCCACCGCCAGCGACCCACAAAGGCCAGGCAGGCUCACUGACGGCCCGUGGAUGCCACGGCCUGGCUGGGCAUCUGGGCCUAGCAGGCAGGCAGGCAGGACUGGGGCCUGUCCAGCAGGUGUGAUGGGCUCUUACUGAUAAACCACGUGAGUUUUGUCUUUUAAUUUUGAAUGUUGGUGCCUUUAGUGAUGCGUUCUCUCCGUAGGCCUCACGGCUCCCACGGCCCUGGUGUCCUGCCCUGGCUGACCCUCCUGCUGCUGACCUCUGCUGGCCAGCCCCAGGGGGCACUGCAGCCCACCACCAGCCUGGCUCUCAAGCCCUCCUUUCUGACCACCCCCCCAACCCCCCCCAGGGACAGUCACGCUGUCUGUUCACUGCCCCGUCCCCUGUGCUCCGGCCUCGCCAACCUUGCUGCCACUGUGGGGCUGCUUCUUGCGGGCAGCGCCCCCUGCCUUCCUGGGGAUCCAGGCCGGUUCCCCUCGUCUGGGUGCAGAGUUCACCGUUGUCCUGCGGUACCUUCCCAGCCCCGCUGGCGACCCGCGGCCCUGGCCCUUGAGACCUUGAGAUGGACGAGCCUCCGUCAAGCCCUGGAAAAGACCCGCUGAGAGAGGGUGCCUCCAGCAUGGCGGCGGCCGAGGUGCCCGGCUACCUCGUGUCCCCGCAGACGGAGAAGCAUCGGCGAGCCCGCAACUGGACGGACGCCGAGAUGCGCGGCCUCAUGCUCGUCUGGGAGGAGUUCUUCGACGAGCUGAAGCAGACCAAGCGCAACGCCAAGGUGUACGAGAAGAUGGCCAGCAAGCUGCUGGAGAUGACGGGGGAGCGCCGGCUGGGCGAGGAGAUCAAGAUCAAGAUCACCAACAUGACCUUCCAGUACAGGAAAUUAAAAUGCAUGACAGAUAGCGAGUCCGUCCCGCCCGACUGGCCCUAUUACCUAGCCAUUGAUAGGAUUCUGGCCAAGGUCCCCGAGUCCUGUGAUGGCAAACUGCCGGACAGCCAGCAGCCGGGGCCCUCCACGUCCCAGACCGAGGCGUCCCUGUCGCCGUCUGCUAAAUCCACCCCUCUGUACUUACCGUAUAACCAGUGCUCCUACGAAGGCCGCUUCCAGGAUGAUCGCUCCGACACCUCCUCCAGCUUACUGUCCCUUAAGUUCAGGUCGGACGCGCGGCCCGGGAAGAAGCGCAAGGUGCAGAACUGCCACCUGCGGAAGAAGAAGCUGCGGCUGCUGGAGGCCAUGCUGGAGGAGCAGCGCCGGCUGAGCCGCGCCGUGGAGGACGCGUGCCAGGAGGUGCGCCGCGUGCUGGACCGCCAGAACCUGCUGCAGGUGCAGGGCCUGCAGCUGCAGGAGCGCAUGAUGAGCCUGCUGGAGAAGAUGAUCGCCAAGUCCGGCGUCUAGGCCGCCCGGCCCGCGGGGAGCGCCCCGGGGCUGCCCCUGGCUCGGCGGGCCUCGGGCCGGCGCCUCCGGGGUCACCCCGGGCCGGCCCCCUGGUGAGAACCUCCCGGAGGCUGUCCUCCCGUGCAGUCACCGGCGGUGGCCCUUGAAACGGCUUUGGGUAUUACACGUGGGGUCUCGUUCCUGCCGGAAGUCAUUUCCACAGCUCGCAGGGAGCACGCCAGGCCGGUCGACUGCAAAACAGAAGCAAACGGAAGCGGCUUAGUGGCGACUUUGUGCCCGGGACGGAAACUCUGGAAGGGGCCACGGCUGUCCUUGCGCUCUCGGGGUCUGCUGCCCACCUCCUAGGAUGAGCUCCGACGGUGGAGCCGACCCCAGACGGCCGCUGCAUCCCUCUUCCCCGGGGCGUCAGGCCUCCCCGUGAGGACGCCGGCGAAGCGAUGACGGCUGUCCGCGUGCACCACGCCGCCCGGUUUUCCAGGCCCAGGGAUGUCGUGCUGACGGGGCAGAGCCCGGGCCUCAGGCACUCGCGCUCCAGCCGGGGAGGCAAACGAGUGAAGACGGGAAGGACGGGAUAGCGGGUUGUGGUCAGCGCUGGGCGGGAAAGGCUGGCCCCGAGCGUGAGGAGCAGUGGCGCCCCAACCGCCAGCGGGAGCAACCAGAUUCCAGGAGCCCCGGACAGCGCGACUGGGCCGCAGAGGCACGGGGAGCUUUCGCGUGCUGUGCUGGCUGUGGUGCUCUGGGUCCGGACCCGCCGUGCAGGGACGAGCUCGUGGUGGCGGGGUCCAGAGCUGCAACGUAGAGCUCACCUCCCCCGCCUCUGCCCUUUCACCAGCAGGAAAACCUGUCCAGACGCUUCUCUGCUGAAUUGCUCCUAAGUCUUGUUGGCUCCUUGGGCUUUUGGUCCCUGGCUGCACAGGGUGCCGGGCACAGGACCGUCUGGUUCACCCCUGGGACCAGCCUGUCGCUGCCCACACAACCGGGCUCUGAGGAGACAUGGCAGGUGGGUUAGGGCAAGUGCCGUGGUUUCCCUUACGGUCUAGAAAAGCUCCUUCUGACCGCUCCUGGGCAGACGGGUGGGGGUGGGAGCCGAAAGCAGAGGUCCUGCCAGGAGGCUGUCACCAUGAUUUUGGUGUGACAGUGACCAGCUUAUCUGAAGUCAGCCGCCCGUGGCCGCCCGCGAGGUGCAGAGGCCAGCCCUCGGCCUGGCUGCGGUGAGGGAGACGCUGGGUGUUCUGUGGAGCCCAGAGGGCAGAGCCAGACUGGCAGGACGCCCCCUGCUCAGCCGCCUCGGGGACCUCCCCGGAGUGCACGUGCCGUGGACUCAAACCAUAUUGCUUUGGUACUGAAGGCAGCGGUCUGGCGAACGUUCACAGGCGGCUCUGCUGAAGCGCAGACUUGCCAAUUCGCACGGUGUCUGCGUUCCCGCCAAGGCCGGUUCGGCUACCGGCGUGACGUCGCUGGACCCACGUGGGAGAGAUCCGCACAGAACGGGCCCCGGCACCCCGCGGCAGAGGAGAACCUGGGGGGUCUCGUGCUGAAGACCUGAGUGGGGGGGCAUGCCCACAGGAACCCACCAGUCUCUGAGACGAGAUCCUGCCGCGAGAACUCAGCUGUUUCGCAAACACCGAGGACAGAACCCCGUCAGAGCGGCCGUGCCAGAGGGGCGCCCGAGGUGGCCACAGAGUUAGGCGGGAGGUCCCUCCCCUUACACGCCUUUGCUUUGCUGGCACCGUGGUUGUGGCGUGUUAGCGUGUGGGUAACUGCGGGGCAGCAGGCGCAGUUCUGCAUUUGUGUUUAGAGAUAAUUUGCACUUUUUCCCAGCUCCCUCUCUGAGUGGGGGGUCAGUGCUGUUUCUGUGUCUUGCCAAGUGGGCACUGCCCACCUGUCCCGUGGGCUGGAGCGGAAUCCGGAUGGUCAGCGGAACUCAGCUGUAGGACCGCCUGGGCCGCGCCCUUCCUGGACAGCGUGUCCUCGCGAGUUUCUGAUUUGUUCUGUAGUUACCGGUCCGUGAAGGGGGCGGAAAGUGGCCGUAUCGGUAAACGCUAAGCUAUUUGAUAAGAUUCAGCGAAACAACAUGUUAACACUGAAAACAAGUCAGGAACCAGAUGCGCGUGCUUGCUUUCACUAUUAUUAGUUAGUGUUGACGUUGAUAGCUGAUGCAUUAAGACAAAUGGGCAGGAUGAGAGAUGAAACGAAGAAAUGAAAAUUGCCUUAUUUUCAGGUGAGAUCUUUGUAUGCCCAGAAAGCCAAACAUACAGAUCAAGAGCUCUGUAAACUACCCUGACCCUGUGGCAUCUGAGACUGGAGCAUUCCAUGCACGGUCAUAACUGAGAACUACAGGGAAUCUGUGAGUGAGUUUAACCAGAAAGGUGCAGGAUCGACAGGAAGAAAACUGUGGUUUAUUGUUAAAUCUGAAACGGUUCCUGAGCCUGUGGGGAAACAGCGUACUCCUACAAGUUCCAGAAUAAAGUGUCAUCACUUUGUUAGUAUAUUUCCAACUAUAUUUUCAAUAACGUUGUGGUUUUCUCUUUGUUUUGAAAUGGAAGAAAAUAGUUUUGAGUUCAUAUGAAAACCGAGAGGGGCAAAGGGCCUGAGGCCAAAGACUGUGAGGAGGCGUGCUCGGCCUCAUGUAGCGCCAGGUAAUGCGGAAUAAAACCGGAGUGAGCCUUCCAUUAGUGGUUGAAGCUGGAAAAACGUGGGGACGUGGAAACUCACACCCCGGCAGGGGCAGUGGGAACUGGCACAAGUGCUCGGGAGCAGCUGGGCCUCACCCCGCACAACUGAGGCCACGCAGGCCUGCCGCGGCCCCAGCGCUCUCGGGGCCCUCCACGCACGCCAGUGAUUGAAGGCCUCAGAGCUUCUGUCCGCGUGCCUUCUAACCGCCAGCAUUAACACCCCAUAGAUGACCUUAUUAGAAAUCAGACCUGGGACUUAAAAGAUCUUAGUCCUUUCAAAAUAACAAUAAACCCCAUGACAUGCUAACAUAAAAACCAAUCACGGGAAAAAUGUAUUUUCCAAAACAAAAGGUUUUAGCGAGAAGAGUGGCAUUGCGUCACGUACCCUCAAAUAUCCGGCCCGAGGGAAGCCAGCCCCACACUCAGUCUGCUGCGGGAUGCGGCUCGGCUGUAAGUAUGCGAGUGUCUGUGCAAAAUCCAGGGUCACACAGAUAGAUGUUUGGAAAAGAAAGACAUCUUCUUUUUUUUUUUUUAAGUUUAUUUAUUUUGAGAGACAGAGAGAGCAUGAGUAGAGGAAGGGCAGAGAGAAUCGCAAGCCGGCCCUGCGC
Messenger RNA from Prionailurus viverrinus (fishing cat), 9923 nucleotides. RefSeq names its product Myb/SANT DNA binding domain containing 1 (gene MSANTD1). Lineage: Eukaryota; Metazoa; Chordata; Mammalia; Carnivora; Felidae. Gene Ontology annotation, biological process: positive regulation of DNA-templated transcription. The record is from RefSeq and is a predicted model, not a curated record. The transcript has 5 exons. Gene Ontology annotation, cellular component: nuclear body. The coding region runs from base 5813 to 6640 and encodes 275 amino acids.